AUGGCCAGCAAGAUCAUUGCGUCAGCUACUGUAAAAGCUGUCAAAGGUAGAAAAAUAUUGCCUACAAGAGCUGCUCUAGUAUUAACUCCAAAUGCUGUUGAGAAAAUUAAACAAAUUUUAUCAGCGAGAAGCGAUUGUAUAGGUCUCAAAGUUGGUGUUAGGCAACGCGGUUGCAAUGGCUUAAGUUACACUCUGGAUUAUGCAACAGAAAAAGGAAAAUUUGAUGAAGAAGUUGUUCAAGACGGAGUCCGUGUCAUUAUUGACAAGAAAGCUCAGCUUACUCUCCUUGGGACCGAAAUGGACUUUGUUGAGUCCAAGCUAGCUGCUGAAUUUGUUUUCAAUAACCCAAAUAUUAAAGGCACCUGUGGUUGUGGGGAAAGUUUUUCUGUAUGA
Gryllus bimaculatus (two-spotted cricket) is the source of this 393-nucleotide messenger RNA. Lineage: Eukaryota; Metazoa; Arthropoda; Insecta; Orthoptera; Gryllidae. The record is from the annotation of a GenBank genome assembly.